AUGGCCCAAAACAACCAGACAAGGGUGAAUGAAUUCAUCCUCUUAGGGCUAUCUAAUGACUUGAAGACUGAGAUUUACCUCUUUGUCCUCUUCUUGGUCAUGUACUUGGUAACUAUGGCGGGAAACUUCCUUAUCAUCUAUCUGAUCAGGUUAGACAGCCGACUCCACACCCCUAUGUAUUUCUUCCUUAGCAUCCUGUCCUUUGUGGAUAUUUGCUAUAUGAACAGCACUGUCCCACAAAUGCUUAUUCAUUUUCUGUCUUCAAAGAAGUCCAUCCCAUUCUAUAGCUGUGUAUUUCAGCUCUUUAUCUCCCUGGCACUGGGUGGGACUGAGUUCUUUCUACUGGGAGCAAUGGCAUAUGACCGCUAUGUGGCAGUGUGCUUUCCCCUACACUACACCGUCAUCAUGCAUGGAGGGCUGUGCAUGGCUCUGGCUGCUGCUUGUUGGGCUGCUGGUUUCUUAAACUCACUCAUGGAGACAAUCAUUACUUUUCGACUUCCCCUGUGCAAGGAUGUUAUCAAUCACUUUGCUUGUGAGACACUAGCAGUGCUGCGUUUGGCCUGUGUGGACAUUUCCUUCAACAAGAUCAUGGUGACCUUCUCAGGCUCUGUGGUCAUCAUGUUACCCUGCUCCUUGGUCCUGUUCUCCUAUGCCCAGAUUGUUAGAGCCAUUCUGCGCAUCCGUUCUACGCAGGGACGUCGCAAAGCCUUUGGGACCUGUGCCUCCCAUCUCACUGUGGUCUCCCUUUGCUUUGGGGCCACCAUUUUCACCUACAUGCGGCCCCGGGCUACCUCCUCAGCAGAACAUGAAAAGAUGAUUGCUUUAUUCUAUACUACCGUGGCCCCUAUGUUGAACCCUAUGAUCUACAGCCUGAGGAAUAAGGAAGUGAUGGGUGCUCUGAGAAGAGCCCUGGGAAGAUUCUCUGAAGAAACAUGA
This is a messenger RNA of Antechinus flavipes (yellow-footed antechinus), 936 nucleotides long. RefSeq names its product olfactory receptor-like protein OLF3. Gene Ontology annotation, biological process: G protein-coupled receptor signaling pathway. The coding region runs from base 1 to 936 and encodes 311 amino acids. The transcript has a single exon. Gene Ontology annotation, cellular component: membrane. Gene Ontology annotation, molecular function: olfactory receptor activity; G protein-coupled receptor activity. Lineage: Eukaryota; Metazoa; Chordata; Mammalia; Dasyuromorphia; Dasyuridae. The record is from RefSeq and is a predicted model, not a curated record.